Molecule: messenger RNA, 3230 nt
Organism: Drosophila montana
Lineage: Eukaryota; Metazoa; Arthropoda; Insecta; Diptera; Drosophilidae
Product: mucin-19
Exons: 6
Coding region: 1-2856 (951 amino acids)
Biological process (GO): replication-born double-strand break repair via sister chromatid exchange; regulation of gene expression; establishment of protein localization to chromatin
Cellular component (GO): Scc2-Scc4 cohesin loading complex
Molecular function (GO): chromatin binding
Source: RefSeq, a predicted model, not a curated record
AUGUCGCUGGGUUUUGCCCCACAGCAGCAGCAGCAGCAGCAGCAGCAGCGGCAGCAACAAUCGGGGCAACAGCAACAACAACAUGCAGCAGCAGCAGCAAAAAGUAUAACACGACCGCAGCAGCAGCAGCAGCAACAUCAGCAACAGCAGCAGCAGCAGCAGCAGCAACAGCAGCAGCAGCAACAGCAACAACAGCAACAGGUUUGUCUAUUGGGCUGCCUGGCCUUACUGGUGGCCGGCGAGGAGCUGGCUGUGGGAGCGUCAGAGAAGCAGGACGUCAAUGUGCCGGCGACGAGCGAGUUCGAGACAUCGCACAAGGUGCCGGAGGCGAACGUGUUAGGUGAUGAAGGUUUCCACACGGCGCACAGGAUUAGCAUUCGUGCCACAGACCCGGCUGAAUAUUCCAUGAAUCUGCUGUCCACCAAGGAGCGGCCCGAACUGAACCCAGUGCUCAGUGCGCUCAUCAACGAGGAUGUGAUGAAGAGCAUCGAGGCCAAGCGUGCCAUCGAGGAGGAGGAGCUGGCUGAGGUGCGUCGCGAAAUCGAGGAGGCUUCCCUCGCCGAGCUGGCGCUGAAGGGCGUCACAGAGCAGCCAGCGCUGCAGCUAACCACACAGCCGACGGCGUCCAAGAAGAUUGACAAUCUGGACGAUGAUAUGCUGGUUGAUCCUCACGAAGACUUUGUCAAUCAGAACUUUGCACUGGAUGGCGCCGGUAGCGAGAACAACAAGAAGUCGCGCAUCGAGAUCAAAAAGGGACCCAAUGGCCAGGACUAUGAGUACGAGUAUGUCUACUACUACGAGGAGGACGAGGAUGCCGACAGCAAGGCCAAGCCCGCCAUCGAUGCACCCGCUGCCGUUGAGGCGCCCGCCGAUCUAACGCCCGAGACGCGCGGCAAGACGCGCUACUCCAAUAUCGAUCGCAGCACCCCGGCCACGCCCAGCGAGAAUAGUCUGCAGAGCGGCAAGGCAAAGGGACGCGCCUCGAGCGCGGCCAGCGAGACCUCCGAUGACAUCGAGGCGGAGCGCCUGCCCCUGAAUACGCGCUUCCCCAGCCGUGGCAAGAACAUUGAGGUGCAGCCGACGCCGGCGCUGGAUUCGCUGGAAACGGCCGCGGAGCGCAAGAAGAUAAGCGUAAAGCGUCCCAGCCUGGAGCUGGUCGACAGCUCGACCUUCAACACGGACGAGAAGCAGCUCAAGGGCUCACGCAACGGCGACAAGGAGCUGAAGCCUGUCAUUGACGUCGAACAUGAGGAGGCAGCAGCCGCCGCCGCCGCCGCUGCCGCAGCCAAGGAGCGCGAGGAGGAGCAGGAGCAGCGCGAGAUCACAGCCAAGCUGGACGAUGAUGCCGAGCAGACAACGCCGUCCAUGGAGAAGGCCGCACUCGAUCUCUAUGCCAUACUGACCAACGAGAACCUCAACAACGAUGAGACGACCGCAGCGGAUGCCAACGAUGAGACCACGGUCAAUCCCGACACGGCCAGCACAGAUGUGGACGAUGCCGGUCUGACCACGCUGCAGGAGGAGCUCUCCUCGACGACAACUACUACCACAACCACGACAACAACCACUACAACCACCACAGAGGCGCCCACCACGACAACCACAACGACAACCACGGCGGCUCCUUCCCUGUACGGCGGCAGGCGCUCGGGUCUCAGCGGCCUGGCCGGACGCAAUCGCUUCAAGCUGCGCGACAGCGGCUCCACCAGCACCACCACCACCACCGAAUCGGCGCCCACGGAGCCCACCAAAACCGGCAGAAAUCGCUUCUCACGUCCCUCGAUUGGCGGCCGUUCUCGUCCGGGCGCUCGCACCACCGCGAGCCCCGAACCCGCGGCAGAGCCCGCUGCCGAGGAGGAGAUUGUGCCCGCCAAGGAGGUGAAACCCGUCAGCUCUGGCUUCGGACGCGGCAGACCACGCAACCGCUUCAAUCUGCGCGGCACGAGCACCACCACCACCACCGAGAAGUCCGCUGCAGGCGAGGAGGGCGCUGAUGGAGCCAGCUCAGCCGAUGCUGCGCCCAGCACAACGGCACGCAGCACGCUGCGCGGUCGCCCCGGCCUGAAUCUGCGUGGACGCAGUCGCACCACCACUACCAAGGCGCCAGCUGCGGAGGGCGCAGCCGCCGAGGAGGGCAGCAACAGCGCGGACGAGGGCAAGCCAGCGGCAGCUGCGGCACCGGAGCCAGUGCGUCCGUCGCGCUUCAAUUUGCAUCGCGCCGGCGGCAAUCGGCUGCUGCCACGCGGCAAGCUGGGACGCGCCGGGGUGAGCACGGAGGCACCCAAGGAGGCAGCCGAGGACUCGGCGGCCGACAGCAGCCAUCACAACGAUGUGAAGGGCACGGAGGCGGAGGGCGGCGAGGCCGCUGAGAAGACUGAGGAGGGCGAUGCCGCUGCCGGCAGCGCUGCCAACCAUGCCGGACCCGUGUCCGGCCUCAAUCGCCUCAAGAACCGACCGCGCCUCAAUGCGCUGCACAAGACUGACGCGGCCAAGCCCAAGGCAGCCGCUGGCGCCGGCUCAGCAGCUGCUCCCGCAUCCUCGCCAGCGGUGGCGCCGCGCAAAAUCAACCCGCUGCUAGCCAAGCGUCGUCUGCAACUGGGCGGCGCAGCGGCCGCAGCGGCUACCUCGACGACAGAGACGCCCGCUGAGGGUGGCGCAGCAUCGGAUGCGUCCGGCGAGCAGGCAGCCAAGGAGGAGGCCGCGCCCGCCGCGGGCGGCAGCUCCGACGAGGCCGAGGCCAAGGAGCAGGAGACAACCGAAGCCGCUGAAGCCACCACCAAGCAACAGGCGCGCGGUCUUGGCCUGCUCGGCCAGCGUCGGCGUCUGCCGCUGCGAAAGCCGGGCACCAUACUGUAAGCCGGGACAAGCCUUUAAAUGACAACAGCAGCAACUAUUCCCUGUCCCUGUCCCCGUCCCCGUUCCCGGCCCAGUCCCAGUCCCCUUUCCCGGUAGCAGCUGAAACUAAGGCGGAUGUGAAUGCUCCAGCGGAUGUUGCAGUUGCCCCAAAUCCUCAGACCCUCAGACAAGUGUCCAUUCCCAUGCCAAAACUUCUUCCAACAUCCCACUACUUGCCCCGCCAACUGCUCCUGCCAUCUCUCCCCCUCUCUCUCACUCUCUCUCACUCUCUCUCUAUCUCUCUCGCUCUUCAUUUCUCUCUGCCUCUAUUUGCUGCUAUUCUCCUAAUUGGAUGGCUCCGCCCGUCCAACCCAGCGAUAAUAAUUUUUACAAUU